Molecule: messenger RNA, 3726 nt
Organism: Acanthosepion pharaonis
Lineage: Eukaryota; Metazoa; Mollusca; Cephalopoda; Sepiida; Sepiidae
Source: the annotation of a GenBank genome assembly
AUGGAGACCGAGUCACGUGUCUACCUUCAUGACACUAGAAGACGUGUUGGCUAUAUUUUUAGUUUAUCUUUCAAUUUACUUAUUCUUGCUCCUCUUUUCUUUUUCUUCUUCUUUUUCUUCUUCUUUUUCUUCUUUUUCUCAUUCGUUUUCUUUUUCUCAUUUCCUCAACAACAUUCACUUAGGCUCCCUUAUUUCCUUCUUUUUCUUACUUCCUUCUUUCUUUCUUUCUUCCUUUUUUCUUCUUUCCUUCCGUUUUUGUUGUCAUUAUUUUUGAUAUUUGUUUUCAUCUUUGAGGUUUCUUUUAAUUUAUUUUUAUUCACUUGCCCCCCCCUUUUUUCAUUGCUUUCUUUGUUUUUCUUUCCUUUCCUUCUUUCCUUCCUUCCUCUCUUCUUUCUUUCUUUCUUUUCUUCCUUUUUUCUUUUCUUCUUUCCCCCUUCCUUCAUUCUUUCCUUCCAUCCUUCCUUCUUUACUUUCUUUUCUUCUUUUCUUCUUUCCCCCCUUCCUUCCUCACUUAUUUCUUUCCUUCCUUUCUUCUUUUCUUCUUCCUUCCUUCCUUCCUUCCUUCCUUCCUUUCCUUCCUUCCGACCUUCCUUCUUCAUUCCUUCCUUCCUCACUUCUUUCUUUCUUUUCUUCCUUUUCUUUUUUCUUCUUUCCCCCUUCUUUUCUUUUCCUCUUCUUUUCUUUCCUUCCGUCCUUCCUUCCUUCUUUUUCCUUUCUUUUCCAUCCUUUUCUUCUUUUUUUUUUCAUUUCCCCAUCCUUCUUUCCUUCUGUCCUUCCUUCUUUCCUUUUUUUUUCCUUCCUUUCUUCUUUCCCCCUUCCUUCCUCACUUCUUUCUUUCCUUCCUUUCUUCAUUUCUUCUUUCCCCCUUCCUUCCUUCCUUCCUUCCGACCUUCCUUCUUCAUUCCUUCCUUCCUCACUUCUUUCUUUCUUUCCUUUCUUUCUUCUUUUCUUCUUUCCCCCUUCCUUCUUUUCCUCUUCUUUCUUUCCUUCCGUCCUUCCUUCCUUUCUUUCCAUCCUUUCUUCUUUUCUUCAUUUCCCCUUCCUUCUUUCCUUCUGUCCUUCCUUCUUUCCUUUCUUUCCUUCCUUUCUUCUUUCCCCCUUCCUUCCUCACUUCUUUCUUUCCUUCCUUUCUUCUUUUCUUCUUUCCCCCUUCCUUCCUUCCUUGCUUGCUUCCUUCCUUCCUUCCGACCUUCCUUCUUCAUUCCUUCCUUCCUCACUUCUUUCUUUCUUUCCUUCCUUUCUUCUUUUCUUCUUUCCCCCUCCCUUCUUUUCCUCUUCUUUCUUUCCUUCCGUCCUUCCUUCCUUCUUUCCUUUCUUUGCAUCCUUUCUUCUUUUCCCCUUCCUUCUUUCCUUCUGUCCUUCCUUCUUUCCUUUCUUUCUUUCCUUCCUUUCUUCUUUCCCCCUUCCUUCCUCACUUCUUUCUUUCCUUCCUUUCUUCUUUUCUUCUUUCCCCCUUCCUUCCUUCCUUCCUUCCUUCCUUCCUUCCUUCCUUCCUUCCGACCUUCCUUCUUCAUUCCUUCCUUCCUCACUUCUUUCUUUCUUUCCUUCCUUUCUUCUUUUCUUCUUUCCCCCUUCCUUCUUUUCCUCUUCUUUCUUUCCUUCCGUCCUUCCUUCCUUCUUUCCUUUCUUUCCAUCCUUUCUUCUUUUCUUCAUUUCCCCUUCCUUCUUUCCUUCUGUCCUUCCUUCUUUCCUUUCUUUCCUUCCUUUCUUCUUUUCUUUUCCUUCCUUCCCUCACUUCUUUCUUUCCUUCCUUUCUUCAUUUUUUUCUCCCCUUCCUUCCUUCCUUCCUUCCGACCUUCCUUCUUCAUUCCUUCCUUCCUCACUUCUUUCUUUCUUUCCUUCCUUUCUUCUUUUCUUCUUUCCCCCUUCCUUCUUUUCCUCUUCUUUCUUUCCUUCCGUCCUUCCUUCCUUUCUUUCCAUCCUUUCUUCUUUUCUUCAUUUCCCCUUCCUUCUUUCCUUCUGUCCUUCCUUCUUUCCUUUCUUUCCUUCCUUUCUUCUUUCCCCCUUCCUUCCUCACUUCUUUCUUUUCUUCCUUUUUCUUCUUUUUUUUUCUUUCCCCCCUUCCUUCCUUCCUUGUUUGCUUCCUUCCUUCCUUCCGACCUUCCUUCUUCAUUCCUUCCUUCCUCACUUCUUUUUUUCUUUCCUUCCUUUCUUCUUUUUUCUUUCCCCCCUUCCUUCUUUUUCUUUCUUUCUUUUCUUCCGUCCUUCCUUUUUCCUUCCUUCCUUCCAUUCCUUCUUUUCCCUUCCUUCUUUUCCUUCUGUCCAUCCAUUCUUUCCUUUCUUUUUUCCUUCCUUUCUUCUUUCCCCCCUUCCUUCCUCUGUCUUUCCUUCUUCCUUUCUUCUUUUUUCUUUUUCCUUCCUUUUCCCUUCCUUCCUUCCUUCCUUCCUUCCAUCCCUUCCUUCUUCAUUUUCCUUCCUUUUUUUUUUCUUUCCUUUCUUCUUUUCUUUUCUUCUUUCCCCUUCCUUCCUUCCUUCUUUCUUCCUUCCUUCCUCCUUCCUUUCUUUCCAUUUUCCUUUUUUCAUUUCCCCUUCCUUCCUUCUGUCCUUCCUUCUUUCUUUCUUUCCUUUCCUUUCCCUUCCUUUCACUUUUUCUUUCCUUCCUUCCUUUCUUCUUUUCUUCUUUCCCCCCUUCCUUCCUUUCCUUCCUUCCUUCCGACCUUCCUUCCUUCUUCAUUCCUUCUUUCUUUCAUUCCUUUUCUUUCCUUUUUCUUUCUUUUCCAUCCUUUCCUUCUUUUCCUUUUCUUUCUUUCCUUCCGUCCUUCCUUCCUUCUUUCCUUUCUUUUCCAUUCUUCUUUUCCCUUCCUUCUUUCCUUCUAUUCUUCCUCCUUUCUUCCUUUCUUUCUUUCCUUCCUUCUUCUUUCCCCUUCCUUCCUUUUCUUUCUUUCCUUCCUUUUCUUCUUCCUUUCCCCCCUUUCCUUCCUUCCUUCCUUCCUUCCUUCCUUCCUUCCGACCUUCCUUCUUCAUUCCUUCCUCCACUUCUUUCUUUCUUUCCUUCCUUUCUUCUUUUUCUUUCCCCCCUUCCUUCUUUUCCUCUUCUUUCCUUCCGUCCUUCCUUCCUUCUUCCUUUCUUUUCCAUCCUUUCUUCUUUUUCAUUUCCUUCCUUUUUCCUUCUGUCCUUCCUUCUUUCCUUUCUUUUCUUUUUCCUUUCUUCUUUCCCCUUCCUUUCCAUCCAUUUCUUUCCUUCCUUUCUUCUUUUCUUCUUUCCCCCUUCCUUCCUUCCUUCCUUCCUUCCUUCCUUCUUCCUUCCUUCUUCAUUUCUUCUUUCCUCCACUUUCUUUUUCUUUCCUUCCUUUCUUCUUUUCUUCUUUCCCCUUCCUUCUUUUCCUCUUCUUUCUUUCCUUCCGUCCUUCCUUCCUUCUUUCCUUUCUUUCCAUCCUUUCUUCUUUUCUUCAUUUCCCAUUCCUUCUUUCCUUCCGUCCUUCCUUCUUUCCUUUCUUUCCUUCCUUUCUUCCUUUCUUCUUUUCCCCUUCCUUCCUUCCUUCCUUCCUUCCUUCCUUCCUUCCUUCCUUCCUUCCUCCCUUUAUUCUUUCUUUCCUUCCUUCCUUCUUUUCUUCCUUCCUUCCUUCCUUCCAUCUUAGUCUUUACUAUUUGUUUUCUUCUUUGAUUUUUCUUUUUAUUCUUUUUCCCUUUCUUUGUUUUCUUGCCUUCUUAAUUCCUUCUUUACCUUCUUCUUUCCUUCCAUUAUCUUUUUUUAUGAGGGGAUAUUUACUUGAGUUUCCUGAUUAA